Messenger RNA from Trachymyrmex cornetzi, 1593 nucleotides. RefSeq names its product RNA-binding protein MEX3B. NCBI's taxonomy places the organism in Eukaryota, Metazoa, Arthropoda, Insecta, Hymenoptera, Formicidae. Gene Ontology annotation, molecular function: RNA binding. The transcript is spliced from 2 exons. The record is from RefSeq and is a predicted model, not a curated record. Bases 112 to 1392 code for a protein of 426 amino acids.
CCUCAACAGCGCGGAGACCCUAGUGCAACGUAUUUCAGCAAUCAUCGACAUUGUCGUUGUUAACGUCUUGUCCGGUGUCGCACGAUAUACGGGAAUUUGUAAUCGAUCGAAAUGCCGACGAGUUUAUUCAGCGAGAUGGAUCGCGGCACGAACGGCGGCGGUGCCGGCGUCUCCUUCGAAGAUCAGCGCGCCCUUCAGCUCGCCUUCGAGCUGUCGAUGCUCGGCAUCCCGGAGGGCUCGUCCGGAUGCCCUGGCACCGGUACCGGCAACGGCACCACCAAUGAUCCAGAUCCGCUACAGACCGCCCCAGCUGUCUUCGAGGAGGCGCGUUCUAAGAAGAGCCAGAACAUGACCGAGUGCGUGCCGGUGCCCAGCAGCGAACACGUGGCGGAGAUCGUCGGUCGACAGGGCUGCAAGAUCAAGGCCCUCCGAGCAAAGACGAAUACCUAUAUCAAGACACCAGUGCGCGGUGAAGAACCCGUGUUUGUCGUCACCGGUCGCAAGGAGGACGUGGCCCGUGCGAAGCGUGAGAUUCUUUCCGCCGCGGAACAUUUCUCACAGAUUCGCGCGUCGCGCAAAAGCUCCUUAGGAGCUCUUCUGGGCGCGCCACCCGGACCACCGGCGACGGUGCCCGGUCACAUAACGAUUCAGGUACGAGUGCCCUACAGAGUAGUGGGUCUGGUCGUAGGCCCUAAAGGCGCGACCAUCAAACGAAUUCAGCAUCAGACGCAUACCUAUAUCGUGACACCCAGUCGCGACAAGGAGCCUGUGUUCGAAGUGACGGGACUACCGGAAAGCGUGGAAGCGGCCAGACGCGAAAUACAGGCUCACAUUACCCUGCGAACCGGCACUGCACCCGGCGUUGUCGAUGAUACUGAUCUGCUGGGCGUACUCUGCCGCGGCGGUCUCGGCUCUGUUCUCGGUAUUCAAAGUAUGGACCAACCGGGAUCGAACAGCUCCAGCAGUUCUAAUGGAGCGUUUUCGAGCAGUGCCAGCUGCAGCAGCUCGUCCAGCAGCACCGGUGGAAUAGGGAUGAACGACCUCGUCGCUAUUUGGAAUGGGAUAGAGAGGGACGAAGGAAUUGGCGAGUCGCCGUCAUUCGAGUCGCAGCCGACCUCGACAUCGUCAAUCUGGUCGUUUCCGAGCGUCGCGCUACCCUCGAGGCCGUCGCCGCCGGCGACGGCGAGCCCGGCGUCGCCCACGGAUUCGCUUUUGGGCGGCGCACGACGGGACUGCGUCGUUUGCGGCGAGAAGGAAGUCACCGCGGCGUUGGUACCCUGCGGACACAAUCUCUUCUGCAUGGACUGCGGCAAUCGGGUCUGCGAGAAUCAGGAUCCAAGCUGCCCGGUAUGCUCCAGACCAGUCCUGCAGGUGCUUCGUAUUUUCUCCUAAGAGGGACUCCGCCGAGUCGCCGCCCGUCAGUCUCCCGUGUCGCGACACCCGGUGUACCAGCAGCGGCUGCAUCAGCGAUUUACCUUCUACCACUCCUCGAGCAUGGCCGGUUAAUAACUGUUCCAGCGGACAUGACGACUGGAAAGCUGGAAGACAACGUGUUAGCGCCCGCGACAACGACGAUGCCUGCGCGAUAAUCCU